Anguilla anguilla (European eel) is the source of this 3251-nucleotide messenger RNA. Its product is annotated as GTPase IMAP family member 9-like. The record is from RefSeq and is a predicted model, not a curated record. Bases 195 to 1118 code for a protein of 307 amino acids. Gene Ontology annotation, molecular function: GTP binding. The transcript is spliced from 3 exons. Lineage: Eukaryota; Metazoa; Chordata; Actinopteri; Anguilliformes; Anguillidae.
CCCGGUUUUCAUUUUGCAGGGUACUGUCACUUUAAGAGGCAACUUUGAACACGCGGAGUCAACGUCAUUGGAGGAAGGAGCAGCCAUUCACCUCUGUGAUUAUGGUCAUUUAAGAUCUCAGUUUAUCAAAAACAGACAUUUAUUAACACCAGCUACUUUUCAGCAGUAUCUGUCUGAUCAUACGGUGCAGUGGAAUGGAAGGGUCAGCUGAUCUGAGGAUUGUCCUAUUGGGCAAUACAGGAGCUGGAAGGAGCAGCACAGCCAAUAGCAUUCUGGGAGAGAAGCUGUUCAAGACCUCGUGCUCUGCCAACCCCCAAACAGUAGGAUGUGAGGCUAAAACAAAAACUGUUGGUGGGAGGAGCAUCACUGUGAUUGACACACCAGGAUUUCUUGAUAAUAAGAACCCAGAUGACACACUGAACCCCAAAAUAGUGGAGUGCAUCAGAGAAUGUUCCGCCAGACCUCACACCUCUGUUAUGGUGUUGAAAACUUCCAAGCAAACAGCAGAGGAGUUACGAGUGAUGAAGAGGUUUGAGGACUGCUUUGGAGAGGAGGCUCUGAAGAAUGUUAUUGUCCUUUUUACCCACGGAGACCAGCUCGACGACCACACGACCAUCGAGCAGUUUGUGAAUAAAAAUGAAUGCCUGAAAACACUUGUCCAAAAGUGUGGAAACCGGUUUCAUGUCAUCGAUAACAAAUACUGGAACAAUCCCUCUGAAGGCCACGGUGAAGAGAGAAGCAACGCUGCUAAAAUCAAAAAUCUGCUGAACACGAUUGAUCAGAUGAUGAAGCAGAACAGAGGACAGGACUACACCAAAGAGAUGCGCAGAGUUGUGGAAAAGGCACAGUCUGGGGGUCAAGCAAAACCAGUGCAGAAUGUGAUGAAAUUUUUUUUGAAAACAGGUGCAUGGGUUCUGUUAUUUCUUUCUGAAUGGUGCGCAUAUGCAUCUAGUUCGGUUUUUAGAAUUCCGGCUAUAGCAAUGAGAGCUCCGUUAAGGGCAAUAAAUUAUGCUUGUGCAUGUGUAACUACACAUGCCCAAGAAGAAAAUAAGGCAACUAAACCCAAUACUGAUGAUGUAUGUAAGACACAGGGAAAAGAAGCGGAGACAGAAUACUAAGAAUUUAUUUACCAGUUGUAAUAUUUGGGUUGAUUAGUAAGAAAAAUGGGAUUUUUUAAAUUUCAUUUACCGAAUUACUUUCUCUAAUGUCAUUUAAGGAUCGUCUACUUCAUAACUGAAGGGGACCUGUAAUCUUGUCCGAUUUUUUAAAUUCUACAGGAAAUUGCCCUCUUGUACCAAUAAUUGGAUAGAUCCCUUUAGGAAUCUGCAUUGUAUUUAGGGAAUAAGAUCAUGAUUGUGGUGUUAACAGAGUGGUGUAUCUUUUUUCAUUAUGUAUACUUGGUGACUAAAACAGUUUUUCCUAGAUUUAAUUCAUUGUUUAAUCUCCCUAACAUGCUGUAAAGAAGGACACUGUGUUUACUUGCCAAUUAUUCACAUUGUUUGCUCACUGGUUAUUCAAGGAAAAUGAAUGAAAACACCAAUGAUCAGUUUCAAGGGAAGUUUUACAGCCUGUCCAUUUUCAGCUCACCUGUUGUUACUGUGCAGUUAUAUGAUUUUAUAAAAUUGAUAUGUCUGAUUGAUUGUUCCUAUUGGUCAAUUUACAUUUGUCCAGUUGUGACAAUAAUAAUAAAUGCAUGGGUAAAUAGCAUGUUCAAGCAUUUUAAAUACAAACAUAGAAGUAUGAAUCGAGAUUGCGUUUUUUAUGUUAUUAUUAUUAUUAUUAUUAUUAUUAUUAUUAUUAUUAACUAUAUAACUAUGUAACUUCCCUUUGUGAUUCAAGGACUGAUGUUUGCCAAGGAAACCGAAAAAGAACUUUCUCAAUACUUCUCAAUACAUCUGCACACACAUUCACGCACACACACACGCACACACACACGCACAUAUACAGUACUUCCGAUAUACCCGCACACUCAGUGUCUCGUCUGCUCAAUUCUCUGUCUCUUCUACUUAUUUAAAUUGUCUGUCUUGAGUUGCUGCACUCAAUCCUGGAGCAAUGCCUUUUCUUUGUGGUUCUUAUGCUCAAGGUGGUGCUGGAAAUUAAUUUAUACAAAUUAAAUAUGUCAUGGAUCACUGGACCUCUUAAUUGUACCCCAGGUAUUAUCACCAUGCCGAUAUUUAAUUUGUAGACUCUUACCUGCUUUGCUUCUCCCCCUUUAACCACCCCUUUCCCCCUCCACCACAUUCAUAAAUCAAUUGCUGCACAAUUUAUUCUUAACUUUGCUGACUAGCAAGUCUGCAUGGUGAUAGUGCACUGCAUGUUCACCAUGUUCAUGGCCCGUUGUAGUUUCAGGGCACAACCAGCAGGUGUCACUCUUAGCACACACAUGGUGCAGAGGGCGAGGGUGCCAAGCUCUACAUGGAGAGAACUUCGAACUUGGACUUGCUAUGAAACCGUUGCAGUUGAAUGACUCUGGAUAAUUGAUAGCAGUGACGCAUACAAUAUUUAUUCCAUAGUCAUGUGAUCAUUUCAGUUCUUGUUACUUGUCCCCUCUUGGAAAAGCUGAGUCAUUUCAGCAAAGCCAAAAAUGCUAUCAACUGCUGAGGAAUCUCUGCAGGCAAAAUUGAUAAGCAUGAUUUUCAAGUGUGUGUGUGUGUGUGUGUGCAUAUGAUUGUGUGUCCAUGCGUGUGUGCAAAAGUAUUGGGACAGAGACAACAUUUUUGUGUUUUUGUUAAACAAAACAGUCAAUAUGAGGUUGAGAUUGUAGUGCAGACUGUCAGCUUUAAUUUGAGACUUUCCCAGGCAGCACAGACCUCAGGUCAGUUGACGGUGUGGCAGAGUCACAGACCUCAGGUCAGUUAGCGAUGUGGCAGGGACACAGUCUUUCCCAGAUAGUACAGACCUCAGGUCAGUUAGUGGUGUGGCAGGGUCACUACCUGUCCUGGCCUUUUUGCACCAAAUCCUGCACCAGUUAGCGCACAAACACUGAUUAUGUUCUUAACCUGAAUUUCUUCAAAAUAAAUAUUCUGCUGUAUAAAUGGAUUGUAUGUGAAAGAAUGUAAGCUGUGUAAGUGGCUCAGAAUAAGAGAAUCUGCUAAAUGCCUAAAAUAAAGAUGUUGAGAUUAAUAAAUAAACAACAACAGCAGCAAAAUCUAGUUGUGUGCCAUGUGAAAUGUACUUUUGUAAAUUACUUUGGCUAAAAGCAUCUCCUAACUGAUUAAAUCUUAAGUUGUAAUGAUGCAACAGUCAUGUGC